AUGAUCCCUCGACCAGUUGUGACCCAGGCGGGGCGCGUCGCCCUCGAGGGUCUCCUACACCGCGAAGUUGGGAGCCGCGCGAUCCCAGCGACCUUUUUCGGCGCGGCCAACGCAGACGGCGAGAUCUUCUGGUCGUGUGCUGGCGAGAUGGAGUACGGCAACCCCGCGCGCGGCGACGUGACCGACCAGACAUACCUGCAGCUCUUCUCCAUGACCAAGCUGGUGACCUCUGUGGCUGCGCUUCAACUGGUGGACCGGGGUCUGGCGACACUCGACGACCCCGAGCUGCUGCACGCGCACAUCCCCGAGGUGUCAAAGCAGGACAUCCUGGUAGAGUACAACGACGCCGGGCCAGUCUACGUGCCCCGCAAGACACCGAUUACGCUGCGCAUGCUCCUUUCCCACACGUCGGGGCUGGCUUAUGCGCGCCGCAACGCCCUCAUCCGUCGGUGGCAGGCCGAGCACAACUCGGGCAAACCUGGCGAUGGAGAUAAGGAGAUGUUGGGCCCGCUCGUGUUCGAACCCCGCACGCGCUGGCGGUAUGGUACGGGCGUGGACUGGGCCGCUAUUUUGUUGGAACGUGUAUCGGGGGUCACGAUUGGCGAGUGGAUGCAGACCAACAUCUUCCAGCCGCUCGGCAUCACCAACCUCACUUUCCGAGGAAACGAGCACGAGGACAAGUUCCUUACCAUGUGCUACCGGCCUUCUGGGGGUGAUGGUCCGAUAUUAAUCCCGCCGCCCCACCAGAGACCGCAGGGCGCCUUCCCGGGCCAGAAGGACAAGCGAAAUCUGGGUGUGCGUGGGCGCGAACUCGGCGGUGGAGGGCUCUACGGCACAGCGAGAGAUUACCUCCGCUUCCUAUCUGGUGUGUUGGCUAGUCGCGACGCCGCGCCGGGAGAGGGCAUACUCUCCCGCGAGAUGUUUGACGAGCUUUUCAAGAGUUCCCUUCCUCCGCGUGGACCCGAUAACAAGUGCUAUGCGGAUUGCGCGAAGAGCAUGCUUUUCGGCCACUUUACCGAUCCCCGACACACGGAUAAUGACGGACAAGGCGUCGCCCACUCGGUCGGGUGCAUGAUCAAUACCAUGGACAGCGUGCAUGGACGUCGCGCGUUCAGCGGGACCUGGGAUGGCGCGGCCAAGAGCGAGUACUGGAUCGACCCGACUACUGGCAUUGCGGGCGUAUGUGCGACAAACCUCACUAGCCCGAAUCCGGACCACUUCAUGGGCGUGUAUAACCAGUUUGAGCGGACGCUGUACGACUCGCUUACGGUCCACAAGGAGGCCGAGAUGCUCAAGUCGCAGUUGUAG
This is a messenger RNA of Cutaneotrichosporon cavernicola, 1308 nucleotides long. RefSeq lists its product as uncharacterized. The transcript has 3 exons. The coding region runs from base 1 to 1308 and encodes 435 amino acids. NCBI's taxonomy places the organism in Eukaryota, Fungi, Basidiomycota, Tremellomycetes, Trichosporonales, Trichosporonaceae. The record is from RefSeq and is a predicted model, not a curated record.